Molecule: messenger RNA, 2173 nt
Organism: Scylla paramamosain (green mud crab)
Lineage: Eukaryota; Metazoa; Arthropoda; Malacostraca; Decapoda; Portunidae
Exons: 9
Coding region: 146-1975 (609 amino acids)
Source: RefSeq, a predicted model, not a curated record
GAAAUGAUAAUGGAUGAGGAAGGAAAGGAAGCAAUACCAGAUGAUAAAAAAAGAAAAAAUGCUCAAGAAUUAAUGAAAAAAGAGAAUUGCCAUGAUUUAGAAUGCACAAUAGAGAUAAUAGAGGAAACAGAGGACAUGAUAAUUGAUGAGGAAGGGAAGGAACCAACAGCAAAAGAUAAAAAGCAAGGAAACAGAGGAAGACAGACACAAGCUAAGACUGACAAGUAUAUUCAUAAGUUUACUAAGGGACCCAAGCAUCUCAGCUCUUCCCAGCUCACCAGCCCACCUCAACCCAGACACGAGGGGACAUUACAUCCAGGGAGGAACACACACCAGGGGAAGAGAAGGUGGUGAAAACUGCCACACUUCACAGGGCAGGAGAGUCAAUGAGAUGAGGACUCAGGCUGGACCAAAUAACCCUCCUUGUGGCAGAACAGACAGCACAAACAAUACUACCAUAAAGAACACUAAGGAUGCAGCAGAAAACAAUCCUUACAGCAGAACAGACAGCACAAACACUACUACCAUAAAGUACACUAAGGAUGCAGCACAAUACAAUCCUUACAGCAAAACAGCAAAAACAGGGAAAAAAUUAAUCCCAGACAACAAGAAGACAAAGAACACCCAACUUGAACUGGAAGACCCUCCAGACACCACAGGGAGGACCUCACCAGCCAGGAGGACCCAGAAACACACUACAAUGCAAGACAAAACAGACACAGACAGCACAGACAGCACAGACAAGUCCAUUCUCUCCUUUACCAGCUCCAUCCCCUCUGCAAGGCUGGUGGAGGGGCCACAGGGGACGGAGGUGGAGGCGUGGACCGUACCAGUGGAGGAGGGACAUGGCGUGCUGCUCACUACCGCCCUCGCCACCACUGCUACCUCCUGCGUUCUCCUGGUGGUGCAGGAGUGUGGGCUGGGACUGUGGCGGCCGUCUGCUGGGGGGUGGACGCUGGUCGGGGAGACUCAACACAGCAUAAGGAACAUUGGUGAUAUAAGGGACAUUCGAGUGGAGGGGCUGCCGUCAGGGGAGGAGGGGCGUUUCCUGAUGGUGGCACAGAGGGAGGGGGAGGAGCAGGUGGAGGUUAUGUACAUCCAGGUCAGCUUGUGUGGGAAGGACUGGCAGCUCUCCUCGGCCUCCCUUAAGUCUCCUGUUAGUGUAUCCUCCGGCCUUGCCCUGUGUGUUGUGGGAGAGUGGAGUGUGGUGAUCAGCUGGGCACCACAGGAUACCUCAGACAACCCCCACCUCAUCCUCCUGGACCUCGAUUUGACAUACUCUCGGAGGGCCAAGAAGUGGGAGCUGGUGUGUCGGCCCUCCACCUGCUCCCUGCCUGCUGGUGGUGGUGGUGGUGGUGGUGGGAUCACAGCCUUGCUUUCUGAGUGUGGUGAGUUUGGAACCUCAGGGGUGGUGGUGUGUUGGUCAGCAGAGGCCUUGACCCUGUUUGACCCCUGGCAGGAUGCUGUAAUUGGCUGCCUCCCCUCACCAGUCACCAGGGUGCUGUGGGCCUUGGCGGUGCAGGAGCUGCUGUUUGUGGUGGGGCCAAGACCAGGGGAGCCAGACCUCUCCCUGACUGCCAUCAACCCCAUGACGGGCAGCUGUGACCCCUUCCUGACCUUCUCACUCAGCAAAGGCACCACAGGUGUCCCUCCAGCAGCUCUGGUGGAAGGAGGCAGCCUGUGGAGGUUAACUGGUGUGUGCCUGCAGCUAGACAGACUCACUCUCUCCUUCUCUGGGGGACAUGGAGUGUGUGUCUACUUCAGGGGACGUGCUGAGCCUAGGGACCACCCGUGCCUGUCCCCGCCUGCCCUGCCCUGCACCUGCCCUGUGCCCGUCACCUCUACCACCAAGAGGACACCCCAGCGCCACUCACAGCCUGGUGCCCUCCCCAGAUCAGUGGCCUGGUCCAAGAACAUGGAGACUUACAAUGGGCCUUGCCUGCCUUGCUAUCCUGAUCUACUCAUAGUUUCCUGACAAGACCAGGUACCUCACACACUCUGACAGACUCCCUCAAGAGCAGGAGACUUAACAAUACAGUGACCUUGUUUGACCCAGGCAGCUUGGACCCUUUCCCGUCCCCACUCCAAGACAAGACCACUCCAAUCAGUGCCACCCUGGACCAGUGCCACACAGAAACCCUCUCUCCAAAACCCAUUCUUAUCACAGUCCCCC